This is a messenger RNA of Patella vulgata (common limpet), 3554 nucleotides long. Its product is annotated as divergent protein kinase domain 1C. Bases 221 to 1468 code for a protein of 415 amino acids. Lineage: Eukaryota; Metazoa; Mollusca; Gastropoda; Patellidae. The transcript is spliced from 4 exons. The record is from RefSeq and is a predicted model, not a curated record.
UCUCCCAUGAAAGUAUAUUAUUUUAUAACGAAUAAAAUAAUAAAUUCAUGUCACUUCGAAUAAGACAAGUAAUGACAGGGCAGCAUAGAUUAAAACAAGGAUACUUUCUCCGAUACCAUAUAUCCACCGACAAUAUCGGUCCAAUAUUAUAAAGGCUAAUAGUAUAUAUAGUUAUAUGUUUAUCCAUCAAUCCUAGUUUCUACCAAGUUCCAUUUUUGGAAUGAUUUUGUUAUGCAGACAAAAGAUAAGAAGAAAUAAAUUGUUGGUAUGCUUUAUACUGGUGUCUAUCUUAGUGAUAUGGAUGGUUAUAUAUGUUCAACGAGUGGCAGACGCCAUAAGAUGUUCGGAAAAAGAUUCUUUAAAUAUUAUAAGCACAACAUGCAAGUGGUAUAAUGAAGGCUAUGUUGUUGGGAGCCUAUGUCCAUUGUUAUGUGGUGAUGAGAAAAAAGUUCAUUAUAAACAUUGCAUCAAUUAUAAAAGUGGUAAAACGGUUUUGAUUACCACUUGUAGAGAUGCUUGUGAGCCUGAAAUAACUAUACCAGCCAUAUUAAAAUCACGCUUUCCGGAUAUUGACGAUUUUACCAAUAGGUUUUUGGGAGGCAGCAGAGACUCUUUUUCAUCGAUUUCAUCACUCAGAUCAAUGUUAUUGGAUACUAUUUGGACCAACCUAGGAAUAAAUAUGAACAAAACUGAAGAUAUUAUAAAGACAAUAUUUGAAGAGGAUUAUACUCAAUAUAUUAAAACCUCUGAUCAAAGAAAUUACCAAGCAUUGGCAAUAACAGUUUGGUCCCUUGCUCAACAACAAGAAUAUUUAAUUACUAAACUCAACCAAGAUAAUGCCCUUUUUCCUAAAAUAUACCAUACUUGUGGUUCCAUAUAUUUGAUGGAAUCAUCACCUCCUGGUGAUAUUCUGGACCCAGCUUUAUUACCUUGGAAAUCUAAAAAAAUAUUAUGGAAAGACAGGGCUGUAACAGCACUCAAACUUUUAGAUGCCAUGUCAAUUAUGGAAAGCGGAUUUCAUCAAACUUUACAUAUGUGUGAUUUGAAAGGAGAGAAUUUUGGUGUGGGUAUGGACGGUGUUAUUAAAUUAAUUGAUACCGAUAGUGUAUUCUUUCACGACCAAUUAGCUAAAGAAUUAAUAACCACAGAAUCAUGUAGAAAACAUUCAGAUUGCAAUUUUUGGGACUGUCAUGGCGUAUGUGGUAAUGAUGGAAAAUGUAAGAAAGAAAGACUCAAUAAUAAUUUACAGAGUUUAUGUGAAGAUGUGUUUUCCAGUUCAUAUCCAGCUUACAACAAUGGUUUACUGAAUUCUCCACCAAAAUCUAUUGCAACUGAUUUAAUAGCCACAUUAAAGGAAUGUGUACGCCCACAAGGUCAAGAUGAAAAAACGACCAAAGUAAUUUAUCACAGACUUUAUAAAUUAUUACAAUCAAGUUUAGCAGAUAGUUUCAAUUAUUGGAAACGAUAAAAUUACGUUUACUAUCAGUAUCUUAUAUAGUAAGUGCAGGGGGACUGCACCACACAUAAUUUACAAAAAAACAAAUAUACAGACAAGACAUAUUAUGCAGAACUCACAAACAGACGCACAAUUCAAAAAAAGUGAAUGGAUCCGGGGGGCUAGCCGUAAGCGUCCACUGCGCUGUACAGUCCCAGGCCUGUAGUGAAACAGACUUCAUUCAUAUUUGAAAACAAUCAGAAAUAAACCCCAGAGAAACCAUUGUGUAAUGCCAGCAUGAGUCAUAAUCUGCUAUAUGUUACAAGAAAUAUGAAUGUAAGCAUAUUGUAGUAAAAAAUAACUAUACAAGUAACCAUAUAGGUGAAAUGUAUAAAAAAAACAACCCAAAACAGGUAGUCUAAAACUAAAUGUUUUUUAAAAGUCAAUAAAGAAACGUUUUAGUAUUCAAUAGAAUAGAGGCAUAUUGAACACAGUAGGGUAAAUGUUUCACCCAUCACAAAAACACAGCAAAAAACAAACAAUACUGAAUACAAAGAAGCUAAUGAGAAAAUGUAGACCGUCUCGAAAGACAGCCGUCUGCUGACUUAAUGACGUAGGUUGUCAAUGACAUCAGAAGUUUAAAAAGUGACAAAAACACCAGAAUAAAAAAGGCGAUAAUCCAGAUAAAAUAACGCCAAAAGGUUUAAUAAACUAUCAGUUUUGCAACUAAUCAGAAUUACUAAGUUAUGUAAUUGCACAAAAUAUAAUACGUAAUAUACCACAAAAAGAAAUGCAAAACAGGUAUGCUGAAGAAAUUGUACUAUGUACAUUGUAAGUGUAUUUAUAAAGGCAUAAAAUAAGGGCGAUAAUCCAGAUAGGAUUAGGUAACUACAGAAAAAUUUAAAAUAAAAUUUUUAAAUUGAAUCAUUAUCCAAUAUGUAGUCGGUUAUAUACUUAUAAGAAAUGUCAAACUUGGUAUGUUGAAGAAAUGGAAGUUUCGAAAUUUCUUUUAAAAUGCACUUAAAAUAAAGAGAUUUUAUUCGGGAAAGAAAUAGUUCUUUAUCGUUACAUAUUGUUAAAAAAUGUAAUGCCUGUGAAUAGAAAACACUAUACAGCCUGGUAUCUGGUAUGUUACUAUAAAUAGAAUAUCAGGGUUUGGUUCACCAACAUUUAUUAAAUUAUUUGUAUGCACAUCAUUAUAUACCAUUUAUUAACUAUUGCCAAUUGUUUACAGACAGUGGGACAACAUAAUACACCCACACUGAAAUAUGGGCAUACAAAAAUGGAAAUCACCAUCUUAUACAUGAAUUUUGCAUGAAAUAUCUAAAUUAGAACAUUAAGAAUAAAAUUCAUAGUUAUCAAAAUGACAUAAAAUUCAUAUAUCAAAAUGGCAUUGAAUCUAGAUAAUUUCAUCCAUACCAAUAUGAAGUGUCUAUUUUAAUUUACAGUUGUUUUGUAAAAUAUAUAUGUAUAUUUUACCACAUUGACCAUUAGCCUAUGGUCUCAGAAUGCUUGUUAAUUUUACUACUCUCUCACGGUUUAUAAUUUGACAAUCAAAUUAUGUUAAUACAUGCACCAUGUGAUAACUGUUUACUACCAAUUGUGCCUUUGUAUUUUAUCCUUGCCAUCAUUCCUACCUUCUUAUUUGCAAAAUACACUAUUUGAUAUAUAAAAUUAUAUCUGCAAAUUUAUGUAUUUUUUGGUAAAAAUUUAAUGGUUAUGCUUACAUUCUAUAUAUACAUGUAUUUAUAAAUGGUGUAUUAAUGUUAUACUGCAUUGUUAUGGAAAGCUUGGUAUGUUUUUUCAUGGUAUUUUACUCAUUUUUUUGUUAAAUUUUUUAUAGUGAAAUGUUAUAUCUUAAAUAUGCUACAUUCUAUAUAAUUUUAUAUUUAUAUAUGGUGUUUUAAUGGAUAAAAGAAUGUUCUAAUAUAUUUGUUACAUAUUGUUAUGGGAAGCCUGGUAGGUCUUUUUGUGGUAUUUUAUUCAAUUUCACGUUAAAAAAUGUUACAAUGAAAUGUUUUCUUUUAAAUAUAUUAUUUCUAUAUUUUUAUAAUUGCUUCUAUACAUUUAUUCCUAUUACAGAUAAUUUUUCUAUAUGUCAGUCUUUUCUUUAUUUUUU